This is a messenger RNA of Talaromyces amestolkiae, 2250 nucleotides long. RefSeq lists its product as uncharacterized. The transcript has 5 exons. The record is from RefSeq and is a predicted model, not a curated record. Lineage: Eukaryota; Fungi; Ascomycota; Eurotiomycetes; Eurotiales; Trichocomaceae. The coding region runs from base 1 to 2250 and encodes 749 amino acids.
AUGUCGUCUUCAAGAUUGCCGAAUAUACCUUCUCUGCGGAAACAACAAUUAUUAUUGGAAUUUCGGAGUAUAAAGCAUGCGCCGCCUACUGGAGUAUACGUGAACAUCGCCAAUCCCACAGAUCCAACAUACUGGUCUGGAGUCAUAUUCAUUCGAAAAGGUCCCUAUGCCUCGGCAAUCCUCCGUUUCAACAUCAAAUUCCCUCCCACCUAUCCCGAACUUCCUCCGCUCAUCACAUUCACAACCGACAUAUUUCAUCCGCUGAUUGUGCCUUUGACGACUUACACAUUCACUACGGGCUCGUCGAAUGAAGUACCAGUCAGUGCGACUGACGAAGAGCGACUGUCUCCCGGAGCGUUCAGCUUACGACAUGGCUUUCCACACUGGUUUGGACGAGCUCAGCGAACUGCCAAUAACUCGCGGGCUGGGUCUCGCAAUGUGAGCGGGGGUAGUAUGGCUCCUACUGCGGUGACGGAUAAGGAAACAGUUGAGCAGAACGGCCCCGAUGCGGGGAGCAGCUCUCCUGCACCGGAUAACACGAUCAAAGAAGAAGAGACUCAGUCCACUGCCGAAGAAACCUCGAAACAGGAAGUUAAUCCUCGCAUCUCCAAAGUUCCUACAUCUACUCUCUUUGAGAAUAAAACAGUACAUGUGGUGUCAUUGUUGGAUUACAUCCGCUCAACGUUCGAUGAUGAGACUGUGUUAGAUGGUCUCCCACUUGAUGCUGCUGGAAAUCCUGGUGCAUGGCACGCCUGGAAGGCGCAUCGCCGAACUGAUGGUACCUCUGGCCCCGGCACUCCCAUUAAAAGAGGGUCGCCUCAAGCCCGCUUACCCGGCGAGUGGAACUGGGAAGGCGUAUGGGCAAAGAGGGUGCAGAGUGGUAUACAGGCAAGCCAGUCUGAUGCUGCGUUGUUCGCCAGUACUCCUCGAAUGGAAACGGACUCUAUCCGUCGAAGUAAGUCUCAUGGAAGGCCGACCAGAAAAGAAGGUUCCAAUGCAGCCCACCCCAAGAAGCGCGCCGGAAAAGUGCCUUCGACAGGUUCAAUUCUCAAAGAUGAAGACCAACUCCAAAGCAAGAGAGCAAUCAAAACCGAGUCACAGAAGGAAGGCAAGAUGUCUCAAUUCCUUCACGCCUUAGAUAAGAAACUCAUCAAAGCUUCGGCCCGUGGAUUUUCGAAACGAUUAGCAAGCAACAAUCGGUCACCUCAAAUCGAGCAUGCCAUUUAUUCGUCAUUGAAGUAUAACUUUGCUCCUCCAAUAUCUGUGGUGAAUAUGGAUAUGCAUGUGGAUGAUACUCUGAGCGAUUUCAAGAAAGCUGAAAUCUAUGCCCAUAUCACCAUAACAGUCGACGUGAGCCUUGAAAGCGUACAAUAUAUUCCAUACAGUCUGGCCAUCGCUGCUGUGAUUUUGUUGAACAUGACAUCCGAUAGAGAGAUGAUCAGAGUGACUGCCAUGGCUCAGGCAAUUUUGGGCAAACUGCAAGAAAACGACUCAGUCGUGGUAGCAUGCGUGAACUUUGAAAGGAACGACUGCAUCGAUGUACUCUUUUCGACAAGAGGAAACUGUGAUUUUGACCUUGCGACACUGUUGUCCAACUGUACGUCAGCUGGAAAAAAACUCAUCAGCGGUGCUUUCCCAGAUGAUGAGCUUCUGAGUGUUGCUGUCGGCAACUCAUUUCAACUGUUUGGCCAAAACAAUCCUUCAGUACCGCAUGUUUUUCUGGUAUCAUCCAAUCACGAUACGACAUUGAACACUACAUACAACGCUGAUGUGGGAUUGACGACGGUCAGCCUCGAAGACCAUUACGAUAUCGGGUCUACUCCACGUCCGGGUUGGCAUAUUUACCCCGAACUGAAUCUCGACCAAAGCUCUUCCUUUGACUUCCAACACAAGGUUGAGAAAGCUCUCUUUCAUAUUCGGUCCGGCUUUUGUUCAGGAAAUAUCACAGAUCUGAACGUCAGAUUUGCGCUUGCUUCUGGAUGUGAAGUCCAGGUCUGUGGAAGGACGUCCAUUGCUUCAUUGCGUCCUGGAGAGACAUGGAAGCUUUUAGUUUGCAUCAAAUUGGCUGGGGAACAGGGGUCGAACAGACUUGAGCGCGAAAUCAAGUCUAUUUUACAUUACGGUGACUUCUCUGGUGCAGAUGAUGAUCGAAUGGGAAAUAUCCUUGUGGCAACACUACGGUCUAAUCAUUCGCUGCAACCGGGCUGCUCAUUGAAAAUGGUCAAGUCUUGCUCUAUUGUGCAUGAAUGA